This is a messenger RNA of Teleopsis dalmanni, 1333 nucleotides long. RefSeq lists its product as uncharacterized. The record is from RefSeq and is a predicted model, not a curated record. The coding region runs from base 53 to 1054 and encodes 333 amino acids. NCBI's taxonomy places the organism in Eukaryota, Metazoa, Arthropoda, Insecta, Diptera, Diopsidae. The transcript has 2 exons.
GUAUUUCUAAUACAAAUAUUCUUAAGAGAAUAUUGUAUUAAUAUUUUACACGAUGGGUAGAGCAAUUGAUCUGGUUUCUUCUGCUCAUCAAUGGCUGAAGAAAAUAUUCAAGAUUUUUUUGAAACGUUUCUGUUCGGGGAAGAAAAAACGGUAUCGGUAUAGUUCGAGUUCUCUAUGGCGCAAAAUAGAGCGCAGAGGCAAAAUGCACGAAGUUUUUUUGCUAUAUACAAAUGGUACACUGGAUCUAAGCCAUUCUCGAGCUACUGCCACUGGUUUAACUGGUACACAAUCUAGGGUCUUGACACAAGACUCGAAUUCUGAAAAACUGUUGCGAAAUUUUGCUGUUAAGAACUGGAACUCGAUGACAUAUGCACAACGAAAACCGUUCAUUGACUUAGCUUUGGAAAAGCGAAAAUGGCUUAAAAGAAUUGAUGAACGGAACAUUCCAAUUAUAGAUUCACUUGAUCAACUUGAUACACCAAAGCAUGAUGUAUCUAACAUGGAAACAGAAACUAGACAUGAACCCGAACCCGAAUUCGAACCUGAACCUGAACCUGAACCUGAAGCUGAAUUACAACCUAAUUCAUCUAACAUUAGCACUGAAAUAAGCUGUCAGAGUCAAGUCAAACCUACACUAAUACCAGAUGUAUGUGUAACUUCAGGGGCAAACUCUCAGCAUGACAUGACCAGCCAUAAGGAAUCUGAUAAUGAAAUAUCGGGACAUCGCCCGAAACGUAAGAGCGGUAUUUACUGUAAGAAUUUGGAAGAAGCGAAUCAACUUGAUAUCCAAAAUCAAGAUGGCCCUAACAUUGUUACUAGGGCAAAUCGUAAGAAGACUAGGGAACCAAAAAAGCGUUUAAGAGCAAAUUUACGUCACCGUGAGAACAGUCGUUCUUUUAGUGAGAUGAAAGACGAAUCAUCAACUCGUAGCUUAAUUGGUAAAAGCAAUAAGAUUAAGAAGCAGUGCAUGAAGAAUCGUGACGUGUCCGAAGAAGUACAAAAGACUCCAAAAAAGAAGGAAAGCAAAAAAUUAGGUACGGUUUUCUUGAAAUGAUGGACACAACCGUAAAAGCACGUUACAUGGAAUAGCUCUAAUACAUUCUUUAAAGAAAAUACAUUAUAUAUUUAAUAAAUCAUCUACUUUUGUAGUCAUUUAUCAAAUAAAAUAGAUGAAUGUAUUACGAAAAUCCCAAAUAUAUAAAUUAUGUUUUAUGCAAUAAAUAUUGUGAUAAAUUAUAUCAUUUGGAGAAACUGUGUAAUGAAACUUCCAUUUUUGUAAUAAAAGGACGAACUUUCGGCUAAUUUUUAAAUAACCGGACAUACGUAAUGAUUA